This is a messenger RNA of Ruditapes philippinarum (Manila clam), 1872 nucleotides long. RefSeq lists its product as uncharacterized. The coding region runs from base 1 to 1872 and encodes 623 amino acids. NCBI's taxonomy places the organism in Eukaryota, Metazoa, Mollusca, Bivalvia, Venerida, Veneridae. Gene Ontology annotation, cellular component: nucleus. The record is from RefSeq and is a predicted model, not a curated record. Gene Ontology annotation, molecular function: DNA binding. The transcript has 2 exons.
AUGUCACAAAUUCAGGUUUCUCAUACAGUGACUGCUAAGAGGCGUCUUUCUUUUAGUACACCACACCCAGUGAAACUGAGGCGCCAGUAUGACCCAGUAAAUCUUCAACGUGCCUAUGAUGCUACCAAUAAGGGUAUGUCUGCCUAUCGUGCUUCUAGGCUGUAUGGGGUGCCAGAAUCUACCAUCAAGGAUAGGCGAUCAGGAAGGGUUGAGACUGGGGCAAAUCCAGGGCCGUUGAAGUUAUUUUCAUCCGAAGAGGAGCAGAGGUUGGCAGACCAUAUAAAGCACAUGGCCAGCAUUGGGUAUGGCUAUACUAAGGCCAACGUACAAUAUCUUGCUGCUGAUUUUGCAGUGGCUUGCGGCAAGAAAAUGAACAGUGACAAACCACUUAGUGACAGUUGGUUUUAUGGUUUCCUAACGAGAUGGGAAAAUCUGAAAGUUGCAAAACCUCAAAAGCUCUCUUUACUUCGAGCUAAAUGUGCCUCCAAGGAUGUCCUUGAUCAAUAUUUCAAGGAACUUUGCACCAUUAUUUCUGAUAAUGGACUCGAAAGGAAUCCCGAGCGCAUUUAUAACAUUGAUGAGACUGGCAUUAAUACAGAGCAUGCUCCACCACAUAUAGUAUGUGAUGCAACCUCUCAGCCACAAGCAGUUACUUCCCCAAGAUCAUCAACUGUGACAAUUAUUGGUGGUGGAAAUGCUGUUGGGAACCAGAUCCCACCCUAUUACAUUUUUCCAGGAAAACGGUGGAAUAGUGAAUUUUUAAAUGGAGCUCCCACUGGUGCAGAUGGUGAAAUGUCUGAUAGUGGUUGGUCUAAUUCUCUAAUUUUCCAAAAUUAUCUUACAAAGCACUUUAUAAAGUAUGCAAAUGUCUCAUCUGAUACUCCAACUCUGGUUCUUUUUGAUGGACACAAAUCACAUGUACAACUCUCUCUUGUUGACUGGGCAAGAGAAAAAAACAUAAUUCUGUUUGUGCUUCCACCUCACACAAGUCACAUAACACAGCCUUUAGAUGUUGGGGUAUUCGGACCUUUGAAGUCUAUGUACUACAGGGAAUGUCAACUGUAUUUACAGAAACAUCCAGGUCAAAAGAUCACCAAGUAUGAGGUGUCUAAAUUAACUUCAAAGCCAUACUUGAAAGCUCUGUGUCCUGAAAACCUCAUUUCGUCUUUCCGGAAGACUGGAAUAUAUCCAUUCUCAGAUUGUACCAUCAAAGAGUCCCAGAUAGCACCCUCUUCAAUUUAUCCAAGUGUUCCUGAUGUGUCUGCGGUUGAUCCUCAACCUCAAUGUCUUCAGUGUUCUCCAAGACAAACCAAUGUGCCAAUAAAUACCCAAGAAACUGACAAAGAAAACAUUCCAGAAGGUGUACUUAGUCCUAGAAGUAUUUUCUUCAAGUCCAAGACCAUCACUGGCAUCUCUGAUCCCAGUAGGAAACCUAGAAAGAAGUUUGUACCACCAUUUCUAGCUGGUAGUUUGUCAAAGCCCAACAACAUCACAGUGCUUCAAGCUAAAAAGCCCAAAGCAAAUCAAGCAACAAUCACAGAUAAUUCCUCUCAAUCUGUAAGAUCUGUAAGUAAAUCCUCUACUACAAAAGCAGUUCCACCAUCUUCUUCAAAACAACUUCCUCAUCCAGGUCCUUCUGCUUAUUGUGUUAUCAGUUCAGAGGCUGAAACUGAGUCUGGAUCUGAGGAUGAAUCUUCUAAUUGCUGUGUGUGCCAUAAAUUUUCACCUCCAGCUCUUAAGCAGUGUACAAGUUUAGUUAUUGUGAAGUGGGCUCAAUGCGAUAAGUGUCAUCACUGGACACAUUUGUCCUUCUGCACUGAGGUCAGGGUUGUGCGGCGUCAUAGUGAAUUUCUAUGUCCCCACUGCCAAUAA